Molecule: messenger RNA, 1539 nt
Organism: Cladophialophora yegresii CBS 114405
Lineage: Eukaryota; Fungi; Ascomycota; Eurotiomycetes; Chaetothyriales; Herpotrichiellaceae
Exons: 1
Coding region: 1-1539 (512 amino acids)
Biological process (GO): transmembrane transport; zinc ion transport; intracellular zinc ion homeostasis
Cellular component (GO): membrane; Golgi apparatus
Molecular function (GO): zinc ion transmembrane transporter activity
Source: RefSeq, a predicted model, not a curated record
AUGCGAAUACCCUCCGAGUCUCUUGUUCACCAAAAUGAGGCCAGUGUGGACUCGAACCAGUUGCCUCCCAUCGACACGCACUCUCACCGACACCACCGCGUCAGUCCCGCCCCAUCUCUCGAUCUUUCUGGGAUGCAGUUUGGAGCGAAGAGACGGGACAAUGAGAAGACAGCCUAUCCCUCCCCAGCUGCCCCUCCGAGGCCGGCUUUUAGGCGGCAUCACUCAACGCCGACUCGGUUCCUCUUGAAAAGCACCGAGAACUACUCCCUGCUUCACGGCAUCCUAGAGGAUGACGAGUCGAGGCGCAUAUUCUAUUUCAUGAUCCUGAACUUGUGCUUCAUGGUGGUCCAAUCGACGUAUGGCAUUCUGACAGGGUCGUUGGGCUUGAUCAGCGACAGCAUUCACAUGUUCUUCGAUUGUGUGGCGCUCUUGGUCGGUGUUUGUGCUGCAGUCAUGAGCAAGUGGCCUCCGAGCCUCAAAUUCCCAUACGGUUACGGAAAGAUCGAUACCUUGGCUGGACUAGGGAAUGGCAUUUUCUUGAUGCUCAUUAGCAUUGAGAUUAUCUAUGAAGCAGUCGAGCGACUCUUCAUUGGCGCCGAUGUCAGUCGAACUACCGAGCUACUUGUGGUGAGCACCCUAGGGCUGUUGGUCAAUCUGGUAGGCAUUUUUGCCUUCCAUGGAGCCCACGACCACGGACAUGGGCAUGGACAUAGCCAUAGCCAUGGCCAUUCUGAUCACGAUCACGACCAUGAGCACAAGCACGACCAUGAGCACAAGCACGACCAUGAUCACAAGCAUGCCCACAGCCACGACGAGGAACCAAUGACCGCCUCGGCAUCUCCUAUGAAACACAAACAGGGCGGGGCAGGCGACCAUCACCACCACCAUCACUCUGGCGGAGAAAAUAUGCAAGGUAUCUAUCUGCACAUCAUGGCCGACGCGCUCGGGUCUCUCGCCGUUGUCGGGUCGACCCUCCUCGUCCGGUGGACUGGCUGGAGUGGCUUCGACCCCCUGGCCUCGUGCAUUAUCGCCGUCCUCAUCUUCGCAUCUACAAUCCCUCUGGUCAUGUCGACAACAAAGAUUCUUCUGCUAUCCCUCAACUCCGACAUCGAGUAUAACCUUCGCGGCAUCCUAAGCGGAGUGGCCGAGAUCCGCGGCGUAGUGGGCUACACCGUCCCCAAGUUCUGGCUCGAAGACAUGAAGAAAGAGCCAGGCCACCACCACCACGGCCAUGAUCAUGGACAUUCCCACUCCCACACCCAUGCUCGCAAAUCGAGCGAGGGCAAGAAAUGUGACCAUGAUCACGCCCACGACCACGCCCACCGUCAUCAUCAUGACCACCACGACCAACCAGCCGAUGAUCCCACAGUCCUGGGUGUAAUCCACGUCAUUGCCUCGCAGACGGCCGAUCUAGAAGACGUAAGGGAACGGGUGGACCUGUACCUCCGCCAGAGGAAGAUGGACGUGGUGGUCCAAGUGGAACGCGAAGGCGAGUUGCGGUGUUGGUGUGGCGGCAACGGGAUCAAGAGUCCUACUUGA